Trametes versicolor FP-101664 SS1 is the source of this 987-nucleotide messenger RNA. Its product is annotated as NAD-P-binding protein. NCBI's taxonomy places the organism in Eukaryota, Fungi, Basidiomycota, Agaricomycetes, Polyporales, Polyporaceae. Bases 35 to 892 code for a protein of 285 amino acids. The record is from RefSeq and is a predicted model, not a curated record. The transcript has 9 exons.
CAAACCUCCCCUCACUUCCAUCCAUCUCGCAGCUAUGUCUUCUUCCCUUGUCUGGCUCAUUACUGGCACCUCUUCCGGCAUUGGUCGGGAGCUAGCGCUUGCGGCACUCAAACGCGGUGACAAGGUCAUCGCGACCGGGCGCAAGCGCUCCCUUGCACAGGUUGAGGAGCUAAAGGCGCACGGCGCAGACGUUCUCGAGCUGGACGUGACCGCGCCGCUCGAUCAGCUCAAGUCGGUCGCGCAAAAGGCGGUCGCCAUCCACGGCCGCGUCGACAUUGUCGUCAACAACGCAGGUGCGUGGCUUGCAGUGGGUGCUCUUGAAGAAAUUACUCCGGAGGCAACCAUGGAUCAAUUUAAUGUUGGCCUUUUCGGUGGGAUGAACGUCGCACGCGCCUUCCUGCCGUAUCUGCGCAAGCAGCGCUCGGGCAUGAUCGUCUGGAACGGCUCGCUCUGCGGCUGGGUCGGUGGCGCAGCGCUCGGCAUGUAUGCGACCGUGAAGCACGCCAUGCGGGGCCUCUCGGAGUCCUUGGACGCAGAGAUAGCCCCGUUCGGGCUGCGUAGCAUUUGCAUCGAGCCGGGCUACUUCCGCACCAAGUUCAUCUCGGAGGGCAACCGCGUCCCCUACGACAACAAGAUUGAAGAUUACCGCGAGAGCAUCUCCGCCUUGGACGCCAUAUUCAGUUCCCUGGACGGCAAACAGCCAGGUGACCCGGUCAAACUUUGCGAGUUCAUCGUCGACAUCGUCAAAGGAGAGGGCUGCGCGGCGGGCAAGACCAUUCCCAGGACGAUACAGAUCGGGAAUGACUGCUACAACGAGGUAAAGAAGGCACUGACCUCGUCGCUCGCGACGCUCGAGGAGUGGAAGCCUAUCAUCACUGCGACGGACCUGUGAUGAGAAUUGGGGACCGUAUUGGCGUUGUUCUAUAGACGUUUGGUCGUCAGCUUCGAAUACACGCUGGAAUGUGAGAUAUCUUUCGUACAGUGCAA